CUAUCACUGUUGGGAUUUAACAUUCGCAGUUCAGUGCAGCAUAACCAUACACCUCGAAAUGGCAGCUAAGUUCGUCGUCCUCGCUCUAUUGGUAGCUGCCGCCCAAGGCAGUGCCAUCCAUGGAGGUGACUACUCCAGCUUCUCCUAUGGAGUAGCAGACCCCCAUACCGGUGAUGUCAAGAGCCAGCACGAGACCCGCCACGGUGACAACGUGGUCGGCCAGUACUCUCUGCUGGAAUCUGAUGGCACCCGCCGGACAGUAGAUUACGCUGCUGACGCCCACAACGGUUUCAACGCUAUCGUACGCAAGGACCCAGCUCUCAUCGGACACGUUGCCCACGCCGCUCCAGUCGUGGCCGCCCCAAUCGCCCACGCUGCUCCCUUGGCUUACGCUGCCCAUGCUGCCCCAGUUGCGGUUGCUGGACCCUCCGUGUCAUACUCUUCACACUCUACCUCAGUGAAUCACGGAGGAGUAGCUGUCGCCGCUCCUCUUGCCUACGCUGCUCCCUUAGCCCAUGGCGCCUACGCUGCCCCCUUAGCCCAUGGUGCCUACGCUGCCCCCUUAGCCCACGGUGCCUACGCUGCCCCCUUAGCCCACGGUGCCUACGCUGCCCCCUUAGCGCAUGGUGCCUACGCUGCCCCAUUAGCGCAUGGAUACGGUGGUCUUGCCCACGGUGCCGCAUACGGCGCUCAUGGUCUCGGCUUACAUUACUAGAUUACUGACCUAGGAACAAAUUAAUCUGUCUGUGUAUUUAAUUUUUCUGACAAUGACUUCUGAUGAUGUUAUGAAUGCUACUGCUGUGAUGUGAAAUAAAUAUGUAAAGAUUUAUAGUUUACAGAA
Messenger RNA from Pieris brassicae (large cabbage white), 841 nucleotides. RefSeq names its product cuticle protein 7-like. Gene Ontology annotation, cellular component: extracellular matrix. The transcript is spliced from 2 exons. The record is from RefSeq and is a predicted model, not a curated record. Bases 59 to 715 code for a protein of 218 amino acids. NCBI's taxonomy places the organism in Eukaryota, Metazoa, Arthropoda, Insecta, Lepidoptera, Pieridae.